GUAAAGAAACUAAUUAUGUGAGUCGACUGAAUAAAGCGGCAGUGAUUUGUUAGCAUUUUUUCAUCGAAACACGUGGGCAUCUGUGCUGCAUCUUUUGUAGUUUCAAAUUCACGCUAAUUUAGAGAGGUAGUACAUCAAAACAACAGAAAAUCAUGAAUGCUGAAAGAAUUAAAUGGUUGAAAAGUGAGAAUCAAAAGGUUAAUGAUGAAAUCAUUAUGCACAAGAAAAAACACGAGGAACUGAGGGUCAGGAUUAAACAGCUUACAGAAGGUAUUAGUAACCGGAGCAAUCAGCUUGGUGCUAUAAAAAAGCGCUGUGAAGAAACCAAAUUACAAGUGACGGAGCUUAUGACUAACGAGAAGAGAAUUACAGCUAUUCAUGAGAUUGAGAAAUCCCGGUACUCUAAAAUCCGGCAAGCUGUUGAAGACUAUAAGGCCACCAUUUUAAGUGUCACCAGAAAAAAUACGGAUCCGGUUCAUGGGAACAGUUCCGCUGUACUUUCUCCGAAUCAGCUUUCGUACGCUCGUUGCUCUCGUGAAUACCAGUUAGACGAAAAGGAACGACGCCUGACCGAGCUGAAACGAUCGCUGGCGAAACGUGAACAGGAUUUGGUUAUAAAACGUAACCACAAUUCGGCGCGGAUCGUUCGGCUGAGGAAGCUGCUGCAGUCCAAUGAAGCAAAGCGUGCCCUGUGUAAGGAACAGUUGAGCGCACUGAAGUCCAGAGCU
This is a messenger RNA of Topomyia yanbarensis, 728 nucleotides long. RefSeq lists its product as uncharacterized. The annotation marks the transcript as partial. The record is from RefSeq and is a predicted model, not a curated record. Lineage: Eukaryota; Metazoa; Arthropoda; Insecta; Diptera; Culicidae. The transcript is spliced from 4 exons.